This is a messenger RNA of Lucilia sericata (common green bottle fly), 3728 nucleotides long. RefSeq lists its product as uncharacterized. NCBI's taxonomy places the organism in Eukaryota, Metazoa, Arthropoda, Insecta, Diptera, Calliphoridae. The record is from RefSeq and is a predicted model, not a curated record. Bases 1044 to 3641 code for a protein of 865 amino acids. The transcript is spliced from 5 exons.
AUUCUUUUUCUAUACACGUCGUCAACGUUUGUCUGCAACAACAACAGCGAAAACUAAAAUAAAAAUUUAAAAAAAAUUCUUUAGUAUUUGUAGUCGUUGUCGUUGCCGUCGUCACUGUGUGCCUGUCGUCGCUUAAAAGAGAGGAAACAAUAAUAACAACAACGAAAAAAAAAGUUGGAAAAAAGUUUUGUUAGCCACACUAAUGUCAGUACGGGUUCUGUAGGUUUAGUCUUCACUCAGAAUCCAUUUUAUUAAUGUGUCUUUUAACCGUCUUUGCGGUUGCGGUAGAAAACGAAAAGAAAAAAUUUUACUUCUAAAGAAAUUAAACAACAAAACGAAACAAAAAAAAAUUAACAACACACAAUUAAUUAUUAAAAUUAAUAAAGCAAGAAAAAAUCCAGUUGCUGUGAAAUUAUUUUUAUCGGCAUUUAAAACAGCUGCCUGUUCCUCUUAAAAUCAUUGUGUUAAUUUUUUCAAUAAAAUAUCACAAAAAAAAAAUCUCCAUAAAUAUACAAAAAAAGUGUUUAUUUGUUUUUGUGACCAGCCGUUAAAUACAAAAAAUGAAAGCGAAAUUUAUAUUAUAUUUAAAGUGCUGAAUAUAUUUUUUAUUGUUUGAUAAUUUGCCAACAAACCAAUAUUGUGGAAAUAUUAUCCAAACAAAAUCAGACAACAAGAGACAUACAAAGUAUUGAGAUUCAAACCGAAUGCAGUAUUUUAAUUACGCCCUACAAACUUCCUCACGUUUCCUAACCUCAACCACAGCAACAACUACUGCUACAUCCUCAACGAAUACCUCAAACCUGAUAAAAACGUCAACAACCAACAAUUUGGCCUCCCCCUCUAGCCACAAUCAAAAUUCAAUCAGUAAUCCCUGUAUAGAUAAUUUAAACGCCAACAUUGAGAGCCCAUCAACGUCCACAAACACACCACCACCAACAAACAACAGCUCUAGUGAUUUGGAUCCAACACAAAAUCCAUGAAAUUUACUUACAUUUAAUGUUAACUUUGCGCGAAACAAACUGUUAUCAUUCUUUAAUCGCGACAUGGCCGCUACUGAUGGCCAAAUAAUAUUGGCCGCAUCCCGCUUUGGGGACUCGACAUCAUCGCCACCCGUUUAUUUGCGUGACUUUUCGAAACAAAAACUACCGGCUGUAGCCAAAAUUGUCAAGGGUCAACAUCAAAAUCUCGGCGUACCCACACUCUCAGCACCAUCAUUACAGAGUACGGCGCUCUUUUUAAGUUCGGGCAAAAAAUAUCAAAUUCUCGCCCAGCCCAUAAAACUAAAAGAGGGUCGUAAGCCUACAAAUGUUGGUGCUAAGGUUCUAAUACCCGAAACGUAUCCUGGCUAUUUUGAGCUGCUGAGCGAAGAUGGUCGUUCGACGCGUUGCAUCGAAUCGGUGUUGGAGUUGUCGAAACGUCGCAAUUGUCGCGUUUUGGUGCGUGAAACAUUUCGUUGUCCCCAGAUGAGUCGUACCAUACAUGCGGGUGAAAUGCUGACGACCAUGAACGACAAUGGCAAAGUGUUGCAGUGUAAAAAUAUCAAGGAUGAGAUCAUAAAUCUGCCACUCGAUACCAAAGCGAAAUUUUCACCUAUAGCUAAGGAGGAUAGUAUAAGCGGAGUUCAUACUGUGAAGAAUCUAUUAUUGAAAAGAAUGCCAGUUGUUGUGAGAUUAGUUCAUGGUAGCGUACCGAAGGGUCUGAAACAACCUUUCGUACCGGAAAUGCGUCUUUUGGGCUGUGUUGAGAUUGAUCGUAUUUUUGCUUUGCCAUUGCAAAAAGAUAAUGACUUGGUGCCAGUACCCCUAAAUGCUAAAAUCAAAUUGCAACGAGCCAAAAAUAUGGAUCAAUUGGAACAUUUCAUCGAGUACACACGAUUUCUCGAGAAAGCUCAACGUCUGCUAAGCGAUGCACGUGAUCGCUUGCAAAUAGUAGAUAUUAAGCUGUCGGAGAAAGAGAAAAAAGACUCGAAAUUUAGCAGUCGUAAUAAAUUACCCGUGGUUAUGUUGCCAUCAGCAGCCGGUGUAGCGUAUGUGGCCAAUGGUCUGUUGGAGAACGGUUAUAUACUCAAGCGUAGCGCCAGCUGUGAUUCGUAUAGUAAAAGUCAACCGUCUGCGGAAAUAUCGGAAGAUUAUAAAGAUAUUGAUCAUAUAUAUGAUUAUGUGAGGGGUUUGACGCCACUGUCGAAAGCUUUAGCACGUUUUGAGCCCAUCAGUGAAACGCCCACAAUUAAGUCACAAUAUACCGAUAGUAGUGGUAACUAUUGUAGUUUAAUACGGGUUAAUCAGAAUUCAAGCAGCCAUAAUAACAACAGCAAUAACAACAAUAACAAUAAUUCUAGUAGCAAUAAUAACAGUUUAAAUAAUAGUGGCAAUGGUGGUGGCAGCAACAACAACAACAACAAUAACUCAAAUAAUAACAACAACAAUUAUAGUAGUCUGGAAUCGAAUAAACAUACAAACACCAACAGCAGUCACAAUAGCAGUAGUAAUCAGAGUCAUCAACACCACCAUCAUCAUCAUCACCAGCAUCAUUUGCCAGCCGCCGUUGGCCCACAGUUGCAACAUCACAGUCAACAUCAUCAUCAUCAGAAUCAUUCGCAUAAUCAUCCCACUUCGGGUGGAGGAGGAGGCGGUAGUGGUGCUGGCGGUGGAGUAGUCAAUCACUAUCAACACUCACAUGUCCAAGAGGAUAUUAAGCCAGUGCCACCACCAAUUGAAACAAUACCGGGUAAAAAAUUACCAGAGAAACGUCAACGUCCCACACUACCAAAGCUUUAUUUGAAAAAUUCUCAUAGUGCUGGCAGCAGUAGUGGAGGUGGUGGUUUGGGCAGUGGCAACACAACCAACACUAGCAGUUCCAAUGGUAGUCAUCACAAUAAUCAUCACCACAGCCAUCAUCAGCAACAGCAUCCGCACAGCAGCCAUCAUCAUCCAAAUUCUCAUAGUCAUCAAGCGUCGGUGGUAAAUGUAACAUCAUCAUCCGUGGCCGCCGCUGUGGCAGCCCAUCAUCAUACGCAUCAUCACCAUCAUCAUGGUAAUGUAGCAGCGUCUAAUGGCAGAGUUUUGACACCAAGUAAUCAUCAUCAUACGCCCAUUAAUGGCAAUGUGGCACCUUUAAGUGCUGGCAUCCUAAGCAAAGAUUGUGGUUUAGAGCCUCAGUCACCAUUAUUUCAUAUCAGAUAUAAAAGUCUCAGUAGUCUUCAGUUGACACCCGAUAGUAAUUCAAUUUCACCGCCGAUCUCAACAAAUCCCAAAGGACAACCAGUCGUUGUGGCACCACCCGAUCUAGUACUUAAAUGUAAUAACAAUAAUAUUAACAACAAUCAACAUCCAAUACCACUGCCGUUAAGUAAAAGUUCUAGUACCACUGGUGGUCUAAAUGGAAUGCUACACAACGUCACAUCAUCUUCACACAGUCACAAUCAUAAUAAUCCUCGCGAAGGUACACUCGACUCAUCACGCAGUGGUGGUCGUACAUCAGGCGAUUCCAAUAAAUUGCCCGAAAAGAAAACACGACGUCUGUCGCGACCACGUAGUCUUUCGAAUUUAGUCUGGGAUUUAAGGCCAUCCAAAGAGAAAUCCAAAAAGAAAUUAUAUAUUCAUCAUUUUGAUCAUCGUCAGCAGGCGACUUUGUAUUUGUAGUCAAUUCAUAGCUGUGUGUGUGCGAAAGAAGGAACGAAAAUGAAAUAAUUAGAGAACAAAAACUAAAAUGAUAUAAAUGUUUAGUUG